Molecule: messenger RNA, 1505 nt
Organism: Cylindrotheca closterium
Lineage: Eukaryota; Bacillariophyta; Bacillariophyceae; Bacillariales; Bacillariaceae
Source: the annotation of a GenBank genome assembly
GAGUCACACGUCCCUUUCCACCACCGGAAGAAGAACGUCCCAGAGUACUAGCACCUCCUGGAUAUUCAAAGGUCACCGGUCAUCUAGUAUGGGAUGUGAAGAUGGAUUUCACUUGCAAAGCCAGAUGGGUACUUGAUGGUCACAAAACACCUGAUCCCCUGUAUUCUCAGUAUGCAGGAGUGGUAUCACGUGAGAGUGUCAGAAUUGCCUUCACUUACGCUGCCUUGAAUAAGCUGGACGUUUUUGCUGCCGAUAUCCGAAAUGCUUACCUUCAAGCACCCUCAUCCAAAAAGGACUAUAUCAUUUGUGGUCCUGAAUUUGGAUUGGAGAAUGUUGGAAAGGUUGCCUUGAUUCAUCGUGCCUUGGGACUUCAGGAACCAUCUCAGAGCCUGUAUGCAUCAUCUGGACUUCCUGGUUCUCCGAAAGGAACUUGGGAAGUAUUUGAGCUGAAAGAGGAGAGCAUUGGCCCUCCAAAAAUCUAUCUUGGGAGUAAUGUACAAAAGGUUGAGUUGGAUACUGGUGUUCAAUGCUGGGCAUUUGGAUCCUCCCAGUAUGUCCAAGCCGCUGUCAUGAAUGUUGAGAGAUACCUCAAUGACCGUUGCAAGGCAGGAGAUGAGCGAUUUAAACUGAAGCCCAAGGCUAUGACGCCGAUGCAGACCUCCUACCGACCUGAGCUUGAUGUGAGCCCAGAAUUGGAGCCGUCUGAUGCCUCAUAUUAUCAGUUGCUGAUCGGAGUCCUACAAUGGAUUGUUGAGCUUGGAAGAGUUGAUAUCUGCCUUGAAUGUUCUUUGAUGUCUUCACAACUGGCUAUGCCAAGAAUAGGACAUUUGCAUCAAGUGCUGAACAUUUUCUCUUAUUUGAAAUCUCAUCACAACGCUGAGUUGGUGCUUGAUCCAACCUUUCCUGUGAUCGAUGCUGCGGGAUUUGAAAGGAAGGAUUGGUCAACCAGCAAAUUUGGCCACAUAGACAACUUGAAGGAAGAGCUGCCUCCAAAUCAGCCAGAACCAAAAGGCAUUGGAUUUGUUACAACUGCCAAGGUGGAUGCUGAUCAUGCCUCUGACACAACUACGAGACGUUCUCAAACUGGUUUCUUUGUGUGGGUAAAUGGUGCAUUGGUGUACUGGAUGGCAAAGAAGCAGACUGCAGUUGAGUCUAGCAGCUUUGGAAGUGAAUUCUGUGCAAUGAAGUUGUGCUGUGAAUAUCUUUGUGGCUUGCGAUACAAGCUACGGAUGACGGGAAUCCCUGUACUUGGCCCGUCCUUUAUCUAUGGAGAUAAUAAGUUGAUGUUGGCCAAUACAAGUAUCCCUGACUCUCAAUUGAAGAAGAAAUCUCAGUCCAUUGCGUAUCACUUCAUCCGUGAAGGAGCUGCAAAAGACAAAUGGCAGACGUUGUAUGUCAACACACAUGAGAAUGACGCUGAUUUAUUGACUAAGCAACUGCCCUAUGGUCAAAAGCGACAAAAGUUUGUGAAGCGCCUGAUCCAUCAUAUCUAUGAACACAACUAA